GGCUGGAAGAGUCAGUGACGUCACGCAGAAAGUCGUUGGUUUUACCCAGGGAUCAGCCCGGCGCUACUCAUGUGAAGAACAGGGAAGUUCUACCAGCCGUUGAAUCCUUUACUUUUACUUUAUGUUAUUGUUUGUGAGAGUUUCUGCGUUUUAUUGUUGAGUUCGAUAAUACGGUAACGCCAUGUCGUACAUUCCGGGGCAGCCCAUGACUGCUGUUGCGCAAAGAAUUGAAAUCCAGAAAUUGCGACAGGGAGAUCAUCUGAUCCUGGGCUUUAGCAUCGGUGGAGGCAUAGACCAGGAUCCUGGACAGAAUCCUUUCUCUGAGGACAAGACAGACAAAGGUAUCUAUGUGACCAGGAUAACACCAGGCGGACCAGCAGAUGUCGCUGGCUUGGUGAUGGGAGACAAAAUUCUGCAGGUGAACGGCUGGGAUAUGACUAUGGUGACCCACGACCAGGCUCGCAAAAGAUUGACAAAGAAAAAGGAGGAUGUGGUGAGACUACUGGUGACCAGAAAGUCUCUGGAGAAAGCUGUCAAACAAUCCAUGAGCCACUAACCCAAACAGUGGUGCUGCACUAUUCUGCACAAAGGACUGAACAUCGAUGUAGUGGGAUCCCACAAAUCCAGAUGACAGAGACGCUGUGGCCUUAUAACCAGGUUAAUGUGAAACUACCACAACACACCAAAGACAAAAAGUGUUAAGUCGAAAAAUUUAAAUGCUGCGCAUGUCAUUUCUCACACUCUGUCAUUGGGUAAAGGCUACUUCUUUUCACUUGAACUUCUACAACUCUACAUUCUCUAUACCCAAAUGUAACAAACAGCAAACAUACAUCAGACUUCUUUAUACCGUCACUGCUCCUUUUUUUUUUUAACAGAAUUUUAUGAAUUAAUGGUGCACUGUGUACGAUCGAGUUGUUUUGUAUGACCGUAGGUCCACAGACAACAACCUCAGCUCAUCAUUUCACCACUAGGUGCUGUCAAGUCCCACACGCUGUACCAUUAAAUAAUAUUUCCCUUUUCUACAAACAACUCAUUUUUUCAGUUAAGAGAACAACAUAUUAUUAUUUGUAAGCCUUAUAACAUUUGCUGAUUGUUUAAUCAAUGCAAGAGUUUCAAGACGCACAAUAUCAUUAGCAUUUGCCACAGAUUAUUUCAUAGUUUUUUAUCACACUUGAUAAAAAAUGUAUGUAUUACAAUAUUUUUUUAAAACAUACUGCAAUAUUUUACAAUUAUGAUCGCAUUGAUGAUGCAUUUCUGUUCCAUGUAAUUCAGUAGUUUACUGUGUCGUCUACAUGUAGAAAAGUUGAAUUCUCUUCAUUUGAAACUGCAUAUCACAGCACAGAGCAAAGGGCACUUUUUAAACAAAUGAAUCGUCAUAAAACCACCAUAAGAUAACAAACAAGUUAAAUAUAAAAAUAAAUAAACAUUUCUGCUCACACAGAAGUAACACUGUAGACACAGCAUCAUGCUACACGAACAGUGUACGAUAGAUAUAAAGAGACAACAUUCCUGCAGUGUUAAAAACCACUAAAUACAACUUUCAAAACAUUCACACAUUCUCACAAAUUGUGUUAAAAAUAUUGAUUUCAGUUAUGUUUGAUUAAGACACUUUUCUCCUUUUCAUAUUGUUUACGUUUAAAAAUAUUAUCCACCACUAACAAGGUAAAUAUUCUGAAUGUAAUGUUUGGAGAGGAGAAAAUAAUAAUAAUGUUUUUUUUAAAAGUAAUAAAAAACAAGAUUACACAAGGCUGAAAAGAAA
Molecule: messenger RNA, 1759 nt
Organism: Cynoglossus semilaevis (tongue sole)
Lineage: Eukaryota; Metazoa; Chordata; Actinopteri; Pleuronectiformes; Cynoglossidae
Gene: tax1bp3
Product: Tax1 (human T-cell leukemia virus type I) binding protein 3
Exons: 4
Coding region: 182-556 (124 amino acids)
Biological process (GO): embryo development; neurotransmitter receptor transport, endosome to postsynaptic membrane; establishment or maintenance of epithelial cell apical/basal polarity
Cellular component (GO): basolateral plasma membrane; adherens junction; postsynaptic density
Molecular function (GO): protein kinase binding
Source: RefSeq, a predicted model, not a curated record